Perca flavescens (yellow perch) is the source of this 2121-nucleotide messenger RNA. RefSeq names its product synaptic vesicular amine transporter. Gene Ontology annotation, cellular component: synaptic vesicle membrane; terminal bouton. Bases 104 to 1657 code for a protein of 517 amino acids. Gene Ontology annotation, molecular function: xenobiotic transmembrane transporter activity; serotonin:sodium:chloride symporter activity. Lineage: Eukaryota; Metazoa; Chordata; Actinopteri; Perciformes; Percidae. The transcript is spliced from 16 exons. Gene Ontology annotation, biological process: transmembrane transport; aminergic neurotransmitter loading into synaptic vesicle; xenobiotic transport. The record is from RefSeq and is a predicted model, not a curated record.
CCCGUCCUCCCAGCCGCGCUGCUGCCGCUGCUGUUGGCCCCCUGCGCAUCCCAGGAGCUUCUGUCGUCCGUUCUGUUACCCUGCUCUUUUCGGGACUAUCACCAUGGGGAGACUGGAUGCGCUUCGGCAGUUUAGUUUGAUCAAAUGGCUCCGAGAGGAGAGACAAUCGAGGAAACUGAGUCUCUUCAUUGUUUUCGUCGCUCUGCUCUUGGAUAACAUGCUGCUGACUGUAGUCGUUCCCAUCAUCCCCAGCUACCUGUACACUCUGGAUGAGUCAACAGACGUGGUGUUGAAGAACAGCACAGCAUCACAGCCGGCAGCUCCAGGAACCUUUCACAGCAUUGUGUCCUUAUAUGAUAACACCGUGAGGUCUUCAGGUUCCAACACCACAGCCAGGUCUCCGGACCUGGUCCCUACGGCCCCCGCUGCCACACAGCUGCCACACAACUCCUCUGAAUGCCCCCAGUCUGCCAGCACGCUGCUCAAUGAGAAUGUCAAAGUGGGAUUGCUGUUCGCCUCCAAGGCCACCGUACAGCUGAUUACCAACCCCUUCAUAGGCCCACUCACAAACAGAAUAGGAUACCAGCUUCCCCUAUUCGCUGGCUUCUGUAUCAUGUUCCUCUCUACUAUCAUGUUUGCCUUCUCAUCGAGCUACGCUCUGCUGUUUGUGGCCAGAUCCCUGCAGGGUGUGGGCUCGUCCUGCUCCUCUGUGGCUGGGAUGGGAAUGCUUGCGAGUGUGUACACUGAUGAUGAGGAGAGAGGCAAGGCUAUCGGGAUCGCCCUGGGGGGGCUGGCACUGGGAGUGUUAGUUGGACCCCCAUUCGGCAGCGUGAUGUAUGAGUUUGUUGGGAAGACUGCUCCUUUCCUUAUUCUGGCUUUCCUGGCUUUGUUUGAUGGAGCUCUGCAGCUCUUUGUUCUUCAGCCCACCAAGGUGGAACCAGAGAGUCAGAAGGGGACCCCGCUAUUGACGCUAAUGAAGGAUCCAUACAUUCUGAUCGCAGCUGGUGCCAUUUGUUUUGGAAAUAUGGCCAUUGCCAUGAUGGAGCCAACGCUGCCAAUCUGGAUGAUGGAGACCAUGUGUUCCAGUAAAUGGCAGCUAGGCGUCGCUUUCUUACCAGCGUCCAUCUCCUACCUUAUUGGAACCUACAUCUUCGGUACGUUGGCGCACAAGAUGGGGAGAUGGCUUUGUGCUCUCAUUGGAAUAGUGCUGGUUGGAGUCAGUGUAAUAUGUGUUCCAUUUGCCAAAAACAUCUAUGGUCUGAUUGUUCCAAACUUUGGUGUUGGUUUUGCUAUUGGCAUGGUGGACUCAUCUAUGAUGCCUAUCAUGGGUUACCUGGUGGACCUGCGCCAUGUGUCUGUUUAUGGAAGUGUGUAUGCCAUUGCUGAUGUGGCUUUCUGCAUGGGAUUUGCUUUAGGUCCAUCAAUCGGAGGAUCCAUAGCUGAGAGUAUUGGCUUCCCCUGGCUGAUGACCAUCAUUGGAAUAGUGGAUAUUAUUUUUGCUCCUCUUUGCAUCUUCCUCAGGAGUCCACCGGGACAAGAAGAGAAAAUUGCUAUUUUGAUGGACACCAACUGUUCAAUGAAGACGAGGUCCUACUCCACACAGGGGACGUACUACCAGGGUGAAAACAUGGAUCCAGAAUAUGACGAUUAUGAUUAACAGGACAGCAGCCAUGCAGGUUAACCCUUCAGAGGAUCUAUUUUGUUGUACAAAAAAGGAACACAGAAGAAAAAAACCCAAGAUAUUUCCAUGUGAAUGUCCCGCAUUCAGUCUUCACUAUUCUGUGUCCUCUUAGCAGUUGUACUGGAGCAAACCAAAGUUGUUCUUGAUCUGUGGUUGCGAGUGCAUUGUGUGAGAGAUAUUUUUUUAGCCAACAGCCUUAUUCAGUAGAAAGAUGUGUCAAAAAGCACUUUAAGGUAGUAGGAGGGUGCUGAGCAACAAGUACGCUUUAGUGGUUUAUUUUGGAUACAAAUCUGUCUUCAUUUAUUUGUCAGCCAUUAAAAGUCUCAUUUUCAUCUACUGUAAGUCCAUGAUGCUGUCUAGAGUAUUAUUACCAGACCUUGUGCACGUUGGUAUUAUAUUGGGUAAUUGUGUGGUAUGUCGAGAAACUGUUGUUUGUUAAA